Messenger RNA from Solanum pennellii, 1325 nucleotides. Its product is annotated as (S)-coclaurine N-methyltransferase-like. NCBI's taxonomy places the organism in Eukaryota, Viridiplantae, Streptophyta, Magnoliopsida, Solanales, Solanaceae. The transcript is spliced from 8 exons. The coding region runs from base 16 to 1083 and encodes 355 amino acids. Gene Ontology annotation, biological process: lipid biosynthetic process. The record is from RefSeq and is a predicted model, not a curated record.
GGAGAGAAAAAAAAAAUGAAUGCCAUAGUGCAGAAGCCUUACGAUGCUAUGGUGCGGCUGAUGAUUGCUUUGCUGGAGCGCAACCUCUUGCCGGACAUCGUUAUACGGCGGCUGAUACGGCUUCUCUUAGCUGGCCGGCUUCUCUCCAGUUAUAAGCCAUCCUCUCAGCUGCAACUCUCUGACCUUCUCCAAUUUGUGCACUCUUUAAAAGAGAUGUCUAUAGCUGUGAUGACUGAGAAGCCAAAGUCCCAACAUUAUGAGCUCCCUACCUCUUUCUUCAAGAUUGUUCUUGGAAAACACCUCAAAUACAGCUGCUGUUACUUCAAAGACAAGUUGAGCACUUUGGAGGAUGCUGAAAAAGCAAUGAUGGAAUUAUAUUGUGAAAGGUCGCAGUUGAAAGAUGGACACACUGUACUUGAUGUUGGUUGUGGCUGGGGUUCCCUUUCUCUAUACAUAGCACAAAAAUAUAGUGCCUGUAAAGUUACCGGGAUUUGCAAUUCAGUCACCCAAAAAGCACACAUAGAAGAGCAGUGCCGGGAGCUUCAGCUGCAGAAUUUGGAGAUCAUAAUUGCAGAUAUUAGCACAUUCGAGAUGGAAGGAUCCUAUGAUAGAAUAUUGUCUAUUGAAAUGUUUGAGCAUAUGAAGAACUAUGGAGAUCUCCUGAAGAAGAUCUCAAGAUGGAUGAAGGCAGAUAGUCUUCUUUUUGUUCAUUAUUUUUGCCAUAAAGCAUUUGCUUACCACUUUGAGGAUGUGAAUGAUGAUGAUUGGAUCACUAGGUACUUUUUCAGUGGAGGUACAAUGCCUUCUUCUAAUCUCCUCCUUUAUUUUCAGGAUGAUGUUUCUGUGGUUGAUCAUUGGCUAGUUAAUGGAAAACAUUAUGCACAGACAAGUGAAGAAUGGCUUAAGAGACUGGAUGAGAACAAGAGUUCCAUAAAGCCAAUAAUGGAGUCAACUUAUGGGAAGGAUUCAGCCGUUAAGUGGACUGUCUACUGGAGAACCUUUUUCCUUUCAGUUGCUGAACUGUUUGGGUACAACAAUGGAGAAGAAUGGAUGGUUGCACAUUUCCUCUUCAAGAAGAAAUGAAUUUGCCAAGCAAAUUGUACCCAAGUAAUAAGCAUGUCUACAUGCAUUCGCACUACUACCAUAAAUUGAAGUAGAAUGUGUUGCUAUGAUGCUAUCAGUCCUAUCAUAUAUAGAGAAAGUUUCAUAAAUGAGAUGUCAGUAAAUGGGCUUCAGAAAAGGCAGCUAAGAAUGUGAUCACUCUGUUACUGAAAUCCAUUUGGACAAAAGUUCUUCAAAUGGCAAUUUGAUCCUUUCUUUUGGUG